AUGAUUAAUAAACAUUUGCAGGAUAUAAUAGCUCGAUUUGGCAAACAAGAAGCGAUGCCUAGAGAAUUCUUCACAGAUUUUGUGAAGGUCGCACAAGAUGAAGGGCGACACUUCACCCUUCUUGCUGCAAGACUUGAGGAGCUAGGGUCUUAUUAUGGAGCAUUGCCAGCUCAUGAUGGCCUUUGGGAUUCUGCUACUGCUACUUCCAAGGAUUUACUAUCACGAUUAGCAGUUGAACAUUGUGUCCAUGAGGCCAGAGGACUUGAUGUGCUGCCUACAACAAUCUCUCGUUUCCGCAAUGGUGGGGAUGACACUACAGCAGAGCUACUAGAAAGAGUAGUUUACCCAGAAGAGAUUACACAUUGUGCUGCUGGAGUGAAGUGGUUCAAGUAUCUAUGCCAGAGGUCCAGAAAGCUGGCCCCAGACACAGAAGAGCAAGAAGUUUGUUCAUUACAAAAUGAAAUGACCACAGAGCAGAAUGAAGUGAUUCAAAAGUUUCAUGAAAUAGUGAGGACAUAUUUCAGAGGACCUUUAAAACCACCUUUUAAUGAGACAGCAAGAAAAGCUGCUGGAUUUGGUCCAGAAUGGUAUGAACCGCUUGCUGUUAAAGAGGCCAACCAAUCAUUGUAACCAACAUAUUUCCUGAUUUAAUUAGGUUUCUUACUGUUUAUAUUUGGCAGGUAACUGUGAAUCUUAUAACACAUAAGGUCAUUUAUGUGCUUUUCUUUUUCUGUUUCUUUUAUUCAUAUAUUGUAUUUUGAAUUUGCCCUGAUUCUGCCUUCUCUUUAACUUAA
Molecule: messenger RNA, 794 nt
Organism: Arachis ipaensis
Lineage: Eukaryota; Viridiplantae; Streptophyta; Magnoliopsida; Fabales; Fabaceae
Source: RefSeq, a predicted model, not a curated record